Chiloscyllium plagiosum (whitespotted bambooshark) is the source of this 1852-nucleotide messenger RNA. Its product is annotated as transmembrane protein 35B-like. The record is from RefSeq and is a predicted model, not a curated record. NCBI's taxonomy places the organism in Eukaryota, Metazoa, Chordata, Chondrichthyes, Orectolobiformes, Hemiscylliidae.
AGCAUGGCGCUUGUGUUCGUGGUUAUUCGCGUCUUGUUGGGGCUGUUCUUCAUGCUGACGGGAGCCAUCAAGCUGACGGAUCGGAUCUCCCCGGAGUUGCAUGCGGAGGCGGUUGAUGAGUUUGUGAAAUUCGCUCGAGUGUUUCCUUUAAUCGAUGAGGGGAUCGAGGUCGAUCCCAUGAAUUACCUAAAGGCAGUGGGCUGGAUCGAAUUGAUUGGAGGUUUUCUCCUGGCGUUUGGGUUGAAGUUCAUGCAGGAAGUCAGUGAUAUUGCCCUUUCAAUCGUUAUGAUGGGUGAGCUGUAUUCCUUCUUAGUCUUAAAGGAAGAAUUCCAGGCUUGUCUUCCAGCUGCCUGCUGCCUGUUUUUACUGCUGACACUCCUCUAUAUCUGGGAAAGAGACAAAGACAAACAGAAGAAACAGUAACCAACACUCAACUAGUUCUAAACAUGAAGGACCAGCUUGGACCAUGCUUAGUCUCUUAGUCAUGCCGACUGUCAAAGUAAAAGGAGAAUAUGUACCAAAUACCUACUGAAGGGGAUUAAUACAGUGAGUUCAGAAUGUCAGCUGGGAAUAAGUUGGUAGAAAUGAAGAAAUAAAUGGGAUGGGAGUCUGGAAGAGAGAGGGACGUUCAGGUUCUGAAUGUCUUUGCUAAUAGUUUGACUGAUAGAAUUGAAAUUACCAAUCGUAGACACCGUUGGUCUAUGAUUUAUCCAGCUUUCAGUAGGUAUACAAUUGUUGUUGAGUGAAACAUUUCUAAAUAAUUUUCAGUGAACUAUUUAAUGUGGAAAUAACUUGGUAAGAAUUUGUAAACUGAGGACAGCCGAAAGCAUUUACAGGUAUUAUCAUGUUCUGGGGUAUGAUCUAUUUUUGCUUUGUGUACUUUUGUUAUUUUAUUGAUGUCAGCUAUGGCUCAAUUGGUAAAAGUUGUGCCACUGACUGAGAUGUUUGUCCUUUUAUUGCCCCAUACUAAAGAACUGAGCAUGAGUUCUUUCAAUGUGGCGCUGAGGGUGCCCAUGCUGUCUGAAACAUUGUCUUACACAUAAAAUGCCAGAUUCCAUUUGUUGUCACAAGUAGAGGUAGUAGAUCCAAGGGGACUGUUUGAAGAACAGGUCAAGGAGUUCUGUCUGCUGUCCUGGCUGAUAUUAAUCACUCUAGCAAUAUUAGUACAACAAGUUAUCUCGUUAUUAACAAUGCAGUUUGCAGGAGCUUUCUGUAGGUCAAUUGGCCUCCCCGUUUUGGUAGUGAAUACCCUUUGCAAAAUAUCACAUUGGGCGUAAAAUACUUCUGGAAGUUCUGAGGUAGAGAAAAAGGUGCUAAAUGAAAACAAGUUUUACUGUGUUGAAAUAUAUUUUCAUUUAUCAAACAGCUUAAUAUUGGGCAGUCUGAGAGUGGAAAAAGUAGGUCACAUUAUUGAAGUGUUAGUGUAAGUAAACUAUCAUUCACUGGGAUUUCUUCACUAUCUGACAUGUCAAACCUAUGUUGAGAAAUCCUUGGGACGUGUCAAGAGGGAUUGAAUGUGUAACUCACUGCAAACACGCCACUUUAUACAGGGCGAGAUUGUAUUUGAUGUUAAUUUUAAUAUAGUUGGAGAAGUAACAGUGAUGGUUCAUAUGUUAAAACCAUAGCUUUUUUUCAAGUUCGCUAUUGUGACUUAAUUAUCUUAUGGAUUUUCCUGUCACUUUCAGCCAUGUUUCCAACACUGGUUCUUUUCCCAUUAAGACCUUAUAAAGUACAAAUACUCUUAGAAAAGCAGCCCCUCCAUUUUACUUACUUUAAUGUGCUUUACUAUGCUACAGAUUGACUUAAGUUUAAUCAUCUUUGUUUUAUUCCAUUCUUCUGUAAAAACCUCUUA